CCCGACCUUCAGCAGUUGCCCCUUCGUGUGCUGUGCGCCAGUUCGCCCACGUAAUCUCGAUAAUAGCACUAAUAUAGGCCGACUGAUCGACUCAGAAUGGCUACGCCUUUGAUUAUUGGUUUAGGUUCUCUUGCAGCUGCCCUCGGUGCCAGGCACUAUCUUCGUCAGCGGGCUCUGCGUGGUGCGGAGCAAUGGGUACGUGGCGGCUUUCAGGCGAAGAUGGAUCGGAAUGAAGCCAUACAGAUUCUUGGACUAAGGGAUGGCCCUACAAUGAAAACGAAGAUAAAAGACGCCCACCGCGGCAUUAUGAUUGCCAACCAUCCUGAUCGGGGAGGUUCUCCGUACCUUGCAAGCAAGAUCAACGAAGCAAAAGACUUGCUCGAACGGUCAGAAAACGGUCGUCGAAGAUGAGAGUUUUUCGCGCACUUGGUGCAGGCACGUUCACAUCCCCAUGUUUAUUCCUGCCACAUAGAACAAACCUCAUAAUUAUUGUUUCGCCGCCAUAUAUGUACAACUCAGCACACCCUACUUCGCAAUGAACAUUAACCCGCUGGACGAUGAUUUUCAUACACCAGUUGCCGGAAUGUCAAUGAUAUCCUCCCUUCCUUCACCUUUGGCUCCUUCGGAAUCUUAUGCU
This is a messenger RNA of Cantharellus anzutake, 637 nucleotides long. RefSeq lists its product as uncharacterized. The record is from RefSeq and is a predicted model, not a curated record. NCBI's taxonomy places the organism in Eukaryota, Fungi, Basidiomycota, Agaricomycetes, Cantharellales, Hydnaceae. Bases 97 to 411 code for a protein of 104 amino acids. Gene Ontology annotation, cellular component: PAM complex, Tim23 associated import motor. The transcript is spliced from 2 exons. Gene Ontology annotation, biological process: protein import into mitochondrial matrix. Gene Ontology annotation, molecular function: ATPase activator activity.